Messenger RNA from Pleurotus ostreatus (oyster mushroom), 1212 nucleotides. RefSeq lists its product as uncharacterized. Bases 1 to 1212 code for a protein of 403 amino acids. The record is from RefSeq and is a predicted model, not a curated record. The transcript has 6 exons. NCBI's taxonomy places the organism in Eukaryota, Fungi, Basidiomycota, Agaricomycetes, Agaricales, Pleurotaceae.
AUGCUUCGGAUCCCCCUUCCUUCGACUUCUUUUGGGCUCCCUAGUGGAGAAUUAUGUCCUUACAAUGUCACUGUCGAUGAUCGUUACGGUGGCCCCGACGGUUCAGAGAUCGCGUAUGGCGAAGGAUGGUUCGACAGUGGGUUGAGUGAGUGCGGCCCUGGGUGCCAGUCCGCAGCUAGCUUCGCAGGUGCCACUAACGGAACAUGGAAAAGGUCCACCUAUGAUUCGACUGCUAACUUAGACAAGCCCAAGUCUGCCAGCUUUGCCUUCAAUGGCACUGCGGUAUAUGUCUAUUGCAUCCUUGCACCUGCCACCGCAGCAGGUAUUCCGGGGAACACCGACUUAACCUUCAUUUUGGAUGGCAACGUGGCUCAGAUGCUGAAGGAUCUGUCCCUGUCGCCCCAGCGCACAGUUGUCUUUCAGCAGGACAAUUUGCCAUUUGGCGAGCACGGACUUACCAUCGUGAAUGGCCAUAUGGGUAGCAAAUACAAACAAGUCAUGGUGUUCCUUGACUCGAUUGUCUAUACCGCAGAUGACAGCCAAAGCGAUAAAGGUAGUCGAGGCAAGGACAAGGCUGACAGGCCGCGGAAGGGAAGUAACGCGGAUGGCGAUAAUUUCGCGUCAACUCAAGCGACUUCUGAAAACAAGAAACUGGUGAUCAUCGCUGCUAUCUGCGGAGUGCUAGGAGGAAUAUUGCUCCUUGCGAUUCUGAUAUGGCUCUAUCACCGCUUCAGAGCGAAGAGGACGAGACAGCUUCCAGCUACACCCUUGCCAGGUAUGUCGAGUUGGGACCAAGACGGAUUCUCGCGGCCACCAACAUCUGCUCCUUCAUGGCACCCAAGCCUGUUCGUACGCCAAUAUCCCAGUGCCCCUCCGUCACGCAGGGCUCCGUCGGUUACCUCGAGUAGACGGCACAUCCUAUCUAGCAGCAGCGAAGACCCAAGUUGGAGAGACAUGUCGGUACAAGACAUAGUCUCAGAACCCGACACAUCGAAUGCAUCAAAGAGCGUUCAUCCAGGCAGCAUGCGGCAGUAUGAGGACCCCUACAGCCGUCGCGACCCAUUUGUUGCUGUACAACAAUGGCAACAAAGGCAAUCGCGGGUAUCGUCGAUGGAAUCGACACACUCUCCAAAACCGGCGGAUGGCGGGCGAAACAUUGGCCCCCUUCGUUCGCCGAGUAUCCUAAUCCAACCACCACCGCUAUUACAUUAA